Messenger RNA from Megalobrama amblycephala (Wuchang bream), 3169 nucleotides. It is a transcript of the gene tcirg1b, whose product is annotated as T cell immune regulator 1, ATPase H+ transporting V0 subunit a3b. NCBI's taxonomy places the organism in Eukaryota, Metazoa, Chordata, Actinopteri, Cypriniformes, Xenocyprididae. Gene Ontology annotation, biological process: vacuolar acidification; proton transmembrane transport. Gene Ontology annotation, molecular function: ATPase binding; proton-transporting ATPase activity, rotational mechanism. The transcript is spliced from 20 exons. The record is from RefSeq and is a predicted model, not a curated record. Gene Ontology annotation, cellular component: vacuolar proton-transporting V-type ATPase, V0 domain; plasma membrane; vacuolar proton-transporting V-type ATPase complex. The coding region runs from base 160 to 2619 and encodes 819 amino acids.
GCAGAAACGGAAGUUGAUAUUCACUCUCAGUGCAGCUGCUACAACUUUAUUCCUUCAUGAAGAGACACUGAGACUUAUAACGAGUUAUUCCUUCAUGAACACACACUGAAGUUCAUCUGAUCGAGGAUAAAGCGAGUCUGCUGCUGUUCAUCUGCGGUCAUGGGCUCUCUGUUCCGCAGUGAAGAGGUGUGUCUGGUGCAGCUCUUCCUCCAGUCCGGAUCCGCCUACAACUGCGUCAGUGAGCUGGGAGAGCUGGGAAUCGUGGAGUUCAGAGACCUGAAUCCGAAUGUCAACGCGUUCCAGAGGAAGUUUGUGAAUGAAGUGAGGAGAUGCGAGGAGCUGGAGAAAACCUUCGGGUUUUUGGAGCAGGAGAUUUCCCGCAGUCUCUCUCAGAAGCUGCAGCCGCCCAUCCCGACCCCUCCGGCCCCUCAGCCCCGAGAGCUGCUGACCAUCGAGGAGGAGAGCGAGCGUCUGGCCCGAGAGCUCAGGGAGGUGUCCAGGAACAGAGACAGUCUGCGCUCUCAGUUCACUCAGCUGUGUCAGUACAGAGGCGUUCUGAAGCAGACGCACUCUCUCACAGCCUCACAGGCCCCGCUGGUGUCGUUCGAGCCCAUGGCUGUGGCGGAGAACCGGCAGGACGUCAGGCUGAGCUUCGUGGCCGGCGUGGUUCAUCCGUGGAAAGUGCCGGCCUUCGAGCGGCUGCUGUGGCGCGCUUGCCGUGGAUACAUCAUCGUGGACUUCCAUGAGAUGGAAGAGAAACUGGAACAUCCUGAUUCUGGCGAGGAGGUGCAGUGGACCGUGUUUUUAAUCUCCUUCUGGGGAGAUCAGAUCGGUCAGAAGGUGAAGAAGAUCUGUGAUUGCUUCCACACACAAACCUUCCCAUACCCGGAGAACCAGGCCGAGAGGGAGGAGACCCUCAAUGGACUCCGAGGGAGAAUCGAGGACAUCCGAUCGGUGAUGGGCGAGACGGAGCAGUACAUGCAGCAGCUGCUGGUGCGAGCGCUGGCCCGGCUGCCCGAGUGGCUGGUGCAGGUUCAGAAGUGUAAGGCUGUGCAGACGGUGCUGAACCUCUGCAGCCCGUCCGUCACCGACAAGUGUCUGAUCGCAGAGGCCUGGUGUCCCGUCAGCCAGCUGACCGCCCUGCAGAGCGCCCUGAGAGAGGGAGGGAGGAAGAGUGGCAGUAGUGUGGACUCGUUCUACAACCGUCUGCCGGCCUCCACCGCUCCUCCGACUCUCUUCCCCACAAACGCCUUCACUGCAGGAUUCCAGAACAUCGUCGACGCUUAUGGAGUGGCGAGUUACAGGGAGGUGAACCCAGCCGUCUACACCAUCAUCACGUUUCCCUUCCUGUUUGCUGUGAUGUUCGGGGACGUUGGACACGGUCUGCUGAUGUCACUGGUGGGUCUCUGGAUGGUUCUGGAGGAGAAGGAUCCGAAAAUGAGGAAAAACACUAAUGAAAUCUGGCGUAUGAUGUUCGGAGGCCGAUAUCUGAUUCUGUUGAUGGGACUGUUCUCGAUCUACACCGGAGCCAUUUACAACGAGUGUUUCAGCAGAGGACUGAGCACCUUCUCCUCAGGGUGGCACGUCCGGCCUAAUGCAGAGCACUACAACUGGACUGAGGAGACUUUCAGAAAGAAUCAGUAUCUGGUGCUGGACCCAAACGUCACAGGUGUUUUCACCGGUCCGUAUCCUUUUGGGAUUGAUCCUAUCUGGGGUCUGGCCAACAACCACCUGACGUUCCUCAACAGCUACAAGAUGAAGAUGUCUGUCAUUAUUGGAGUCAUCCACAUGACCUUCGGUGUGUGUUUAUCCUUCUUCAACUUCGUACACUUCAGAGAUAUCGGCAGCGUGUUUCUGGUGCUGAUCCCGGAGUUGUGCUUCAUGCUGUGUCUGUUUGGAUACCUGAUCUUCAUGGUGAUCUAUAAGUGGGUGGUGUUCGGCCCUGUGAACUCUGACAUCGCCCCCAGCAUCCUCAUCCACUUCAUAGACAUGUUCCUGUUCACUGAGAACAAGGACAACAAACCCCUCUAUACGGGACAGAUGGUGGUGCAGAAGGUUCUGGUGAUCGUGGCGGUGUUGUCUGUUCCUGUGCUGCUCCUGGGGAAGCCCAUGCAGGAGUACAUCACACACCGGAUGAAGAGGACGCAGCUUUCAGGAGACAGACGUCCUCUGCUGGCGGAAAACGGUUCUAUAAAUGCCCACCAGGGAGAAGCGGAUACAAGAGGAGGAGGAGAAGAGGAGGAGUUUGACGCAGCGAACGUGUUCAUGCACCAGGCGAUCCACACCAUCGAGUACUGUCUGGGCUGCAUCUCUAACACCGCCUCGUACCUGCGGCUCUGGGCGCUCAGCCUGGCUCACGCCCAGCUAUCCGAGGUGCUGUGGUUGAUGGUGAUGCGGAUCUCCUUCCAGCAGCUCAGUUAUGUGGGCUCCGUCAUCAUGGUGUUCAUAUUCGCGGCCUUCGCUGUGCUGACUGUGUCCAUCCUGCUCAUCAUGGAAGGACUGUCCGCCUUUCUACACGCUCUUCGACUUCACUGGGUGGAGUUUCAGAAUAAGUUCUACAGCGGAUCAGGCUACAAGCUCACUCCGUUUGCCUUCUCAUCGGGAUUCGGCGGCUUCUGACCCAUGAUCCUCCAGUAGUCACGUGACUGAACAGAGCUGGAAUUAUUCUGCUGGGGCCACAAAACAUUUUAAAAUGCAUUACUGAAGCAUCUUUCGUUUUCUUUUAUAUUUUAAACUUGACUGCCACUGUACAAAAACUCUGAGGUGAAAAAUGUUUAACACUCUGUUAUGAAUCCACAUCAUAUCUUUGACACGGCAACACUAUCUUUGAGUCUUUUAGUCGAGUGAAUGUGGUUUUUAAUUGAAGUCUGCAGCCCAGAUAAAAUAAAGUUAUUUUAACUCUUCAUGAUUAUCAUGACAGCCAGCAAAUGAUGGUUUAACGUACAAUGAGAUGAUUUAGCAGAUAUACAUUGUUGACUUCAGCUUGUUAAUCAGUAAAUUAAAGUGUUUUGAUUUACUGCAUUUUUGAAAGGGAAUCAUCUUCCGUCCAGGUUUUCUUUUAUUGUUGCUUUUCUGUUAUUACAAUGAAUUUUUCUUUUAAUUUUGGAGCUGAAUCACAAAGUGCUUACAGUGAUACGCUGAUCAAUAAAGACCAAAGUCUCUCACUACA